Macrobrachium nipponense is the source of this 1997-nucleotide messenger RNA. RefSeq lists its product as uncharacterized. The record is from RefSeq and is a predicted model, not a curated record. Bases 202 to 1083 code for a protein of 293 amino acids. The transcript has 2 exons. Lineage: Eukaryota; Metazoa; Arthropoda; Malacostraca; Decapoda; Palaemonidae.
GUGUAACUGUGUAUUGUAGAUCCGGUGGUGCCUUCAAUUGCGUUCUGGUCUGCUUUCGACGACUUUUCGAAUCGCUUUCGUGUCUGUUCAGCUGCUUUUUGGGCCUCUGGACGACUUUGAAGUGAAGUUCGACGACUGUGAAGUCUGUUCAAGUAAUAGUACUUUUCAAGUCGCUACAACGUCUUUAUUCACGACAGCGCGAUGAACAGCAACAACGCAUCAUUACUCCGAGACGCCCUCCUGGACGACGGUCGCUUCGUGCUGCAGCCGGUGGUCGCCAAGCUCUACCGGGGCGGCCGCCAGCGCCCGGACUUCUUCUUCAAGAACAACGCGAAACUCCAACAUAAGAGAUACGACAUCAUCUUCAGCCGCGACCAGCGUGCGGCAAUAGAGAGGAGCGGGUCGUCCAUUAGCUACGACAUCUCCUCUGCCUCGGAACAGUAUGACGUGUCCCUCCUGGCACUUCUGGCGGAGCACGCCUGCGGCCUGCCGUCCUCGGACCCUCUGCUGAAGAAGGCUCUGGAAGUUCGGAGUAAGAGGAACACCGUCUGCCAUAACGGCGGGAACUCGGUGAUCACAGAUGCGGCUCUCGGCGAGGAGCUGAACGACCUUCUGGAGCUGUACAUCGAGAUUCUCGACUUGCUGGAGGAGCGCUCGUACUCUGACUUGUCUAGUGAGAAGAUGAAGGUGAGGCUCCGCAUCGAGGAAAAGAGGAAAAGGGUGAAGUCAUCGUACGAUGACGAUUCCAGAGCCGUGGCUCUCUAUACCUCUCUUUCCCGUGCCUCUCCCGUCCGGACCUCUUCUUUAUCGAGUACGAAGUACAGAUGCAGUCAUGACGAAGAUGAUGAUGAUGACAGUGACAGCAAUUAUUAUUAUUAUUCCCAGCCUACGACCCGUUUUGUUUCUCACCGCAGUGCCACCUCCACCAAUUCGAGCUCGGAAAUCCCGACGUGGGGGAAGGUGGCUAUGGGGGUCGCCGGAAUAGCAGCCCUUGGAAUAGCGGGGGCAGCUGCAGCAAAUUCCACCAACAGGAAUGAGCGCAGUAAGCAGGAGCGAAGAGACGAGGAAUGCGCCGUCAUGUAACUCUGUGACUCUACGCCAUCGUGUGACCAAACCGGAGAGAAAUUGCGAAUGCUUUGGUGUAGGCCUACUAUAUAGUCUUGCUUCCAAAUCUAAGUUCUUGUUUGUUUGCUUGUUUGUAAAAUUCAAUGCGAGUUUUCUCAAAGCCACUUAUCAGUGUAACAAGCUCUUUUUUUUUUUAUGUAUCUCUGCACAUACUUUAUUACACUUCGCCCAGAACUAGUCGCAUGAAUGUUUAUAAAGUGAACUGAAAAGGAAAUAAAUAAGGUUUUGGCCCAUUAUUCAGGUGUUGCCUAAUUUAUGCUCACCUUUGAAAAGUAAUAAUUUGUCAUAAAAAUCAAUGCAAUCGACGCUGACCACAAAUGUUAAUGGAGCACCUCAGUGGCAUGGUUGGUAUGGAGUUUGCUUCCCACCUCGGUGGUCGCGGGUUCGAUUCUCGGCCAUUUCAUUGAGGAGUGAGACAUGUGGGUAGCCAUCUGCUGUAUUAAUAAUAAUGAUGAUGAUAUUAAUAAUAAUAAUAUGCACAUUAUAGGUGACGGGAAGAAAGUGAUGUGAAUUAGCAAAGAAAAUAAUGGAUUCGGUCAGUCUGGAAGUUUAGACUCAUUUAUUUACUAAAUAAGCACGUGGCAUUUAUUUAAAUUUAAUAAAUUGUAUGUAUGAUAGCACAUUAAAGGAGUUAUAUACCUAAAUUUUAUACAAAACGGAAAUUGUUCAGUGAAUUCUAGUGUUUGUUUGUCUAGACUAAAUUCCUUCAGUUCAGUCUAAACUUCCGACAGACGACGAUCUAUUCUACACACGCGUUUAUCAUAUACGAACGCGAAAGGUUAAUUCUGAAUAGUUAAAUUAGAUUUAGAUUAAUAUAUUAAAUGAGUCAGAUAUAUAAAUUUGAUACAGAAUAAUAAAAAUUAUUCAAAGAA